Messenger RNA from Linum trigynum, 852 nucleotides. The record is from the annotation of a GenBank genome assembly. NCBI's taxonomy places the organism in Eukaryota, Viridiplantae, Streptophyta, Magnoliopsida, Malpighiales, Linaceae.
AUGGCCGAGGGAUCACAACCUGGUGGAACCAUUGCAAAUAUGGAUUCAACUCAGGCUGAAGUUGUACCUGCUGUUAUACCUGUUGCUGCUGAAGUUGAAAAUGUCCCCGUUCCCCCUCAAAAUGCAAAUACUGGUGAGAAGCGCAAGGGCGGGACGGCUGGAAAAGUGUUCUCUAAGUGGUGGGAACACUACAACAAAUUAACUGUUGGCGACCAGCUCAAAGCCGAGUGCAAAUACUGCAAGAAGAAGCUUCUUGGAGACCCGAAGCAAGGAACAAAUCAUCUGAAAAAUCAUCAUGAAAGGUGUCCUAAAGUGCCUCGGCCUGCCGAUAUUCGACAACAAGUUCUGCAAGGCAAUCUGACCAAGGAAAAGUUUCAGCUGACGCCUUUUAAUUUCAAUCAAGAGGCUUCUCGAAAAGAGCUGGCUAAAGCUAUAAUCAAGCAUGAAUACCCUCUGACGAUAGUAGAUCAUGAAGGUUUCAGGAGCUUUUGCACUAGUCUUAACCCAUGUUUCAAGAUGGUGACCAGAAACACAAUCAAGAAAGAUUGUUUUGUCAUAUAUGAUCUUGAGAAGCAAGCUAUAAUGAAGCUGCUGGAGAGGAAUGAAGGUCGUGUUGCAAUAACUACAGACAUGUGGACAUCUUCACAGAAGAAGGGAUUCAUGGCAAUCACAGCACAUUAUGUCAACAACAACUGGAGUUUGGAAAGUCGAAUUAUCAGGUUCAUUUAUGUCCCCUCCCCCCACACGAGUGAAGUUCUUUGUGAUGUUUUGCUGCAAUGCUUACUGGAUUGGAAUCUCGACUAUAAGUUAUCAGCAAUUACUGCGAUAACUGCUCUACAAAUGAUGCGAUGA